AUGGUGGUCGACAUGGAAUUGCAGGAAGCAAAGGAUUAUGUCCUUCAGCUUAUAAAGGAUAAAGAUAAAAUUGAAGCGGAUUUGAAAGCUUUGAAAGAAAUUUUAGAUGCUAAUCAUGUUGGUAUGGGUGAACCGUUGGUUGAUUCUGAAGGAUAUCCAAAACAGGAUAUUGAUGUUUACCAAGUCAGACACACAAGACAUAAAAUAAUAUGUUUACAAAAUGAUCUUAAAGCUUUGAUGAAUAAAAUAGAAGAGGGUUUACACAAAGUCCAUGGUUUGGCAGGAAAUGAAGCAGAAAGUUCUGAUGCAGCUGCAACAAAUCACAUUCAAGAUAUACAAUUAGAGCCUUUUGUAAGGGUAAACUUGGUAUCCCCAGGUUCACCAGCUGAAAUUGCAGGAAUUCAAGUUGACGAUUUAAUAUUGGAAUUUGGAUCUAUUAAUUGCCAGAAUUUUAAGUCAUUAAAGGAUAUUGGGACUUUGGUAGAAAAUAGUAGAUAUAAAAAAGUUGGCAUAAGAAUUAAACGUGGAUCUAAUACCUUAGCCUUGACUUUAAUUCCACAUCCUUGGGUUGGCAAAGGCCUUUUGGGUUGCAAUGUAAUAUCUUUAGAGACAGUUGAAAGAUAAAGUUA
Molecule: messenger RNA, 629 nt
Organism: Dufourea novaeangliae
Lineage: Eukaryota; Metazoa; Arthropoda; Insecta; Hymenoptera; Halictidae
Product: 26S proteasome non-ATPase regulatory subunit 9
Exons: 4
Coding region: 1-624 (207 amino acids)
Biological process (GO): proteasome regulatory particle assembly
Cellular component (GO): cytoplasm; nucleus
Molecular function (GO): protein binding
Source: RefSeq, a predicted model, not a curated record